GCAGGAUGCAAAGUUCAAAGCUUUCAUCAAAUCAUUGGCUGCUGCAAUAUUGUUUUAAUUUUAAGUUAUUGUUAAUAAAUAAAUUGGUUCAGUCAGCGUAAAAGAUGGUUUUUAAACUGUUUUAUUUGGGAGUGGUGACAGAAAACGCAAAAAAAUUGUUGCUAAAUGAAAAGAGUGGAAUCUUUUUGAGAAACUUUGGUAAGUAAAUUUGUAUAAGCUGAUUUGAUUCAGUUGUCAGGCAACAUUUGAGAAAUGUGGUUGAGAAUAUUUAAAGAUUUUCACCUCUAUCUCAAUAGCGAUUUCUUUUAGCAACGUGCUCUAUUCACUCUAGAUCAUUAGUUUCAAAAUAUAAAUCUAAUGCAGUAUGCAGUAGUGUUGUCAGGGCCCGUUGUGUAUAUUCAAACAAACGCAUGUGCAAUGCGUAAGAUGUGCAAAGCGAAAUUAAAUUUUCAAGACCGGAUCGUCCAUUUUGCCCUGAGACUUUGUAUGAUUUGUACCUUGUUAUCAAUUUUUUCUUUAUUUUCGAGAGCAAUGGCUGCCAACCAAGAAAGAACUUUUAUCAUGGUAAAACCUGACGGUGUCCAGAGGGGACUCGUUGGAAAAAUCAUCAAGCGUUUCGAACAAAAGGGCUUCAAACUGGUCGCUAUGAAAUUUGUGUGGCCUUCAGAAGAAUUACUCAAAAACCAUUACGCCGACCUUGCCGGACGUCCAUUUUUCCCCGGUCUAGUUAAAUACAUGUCUUCAGGACCAGUUGUUCCUAUGGUCUGGGAAGGCUUAAACGUAGUCAAAACUGGUCGCGUCUUGUUGGGUGCCACCAACCCAGCUGACAGUGCCCCUGGUACCAUCAGAGGAGACCUUUGCGUACAAGUUGGUAGAAACAUUCUUCACGGAUCUGAUGCAGUAGAAUCAGCCAAAAAAGAAAUCGCUUUGUGGUUCAACCCUAACGAAUUAGUUAGCUGGCAACCAGCUACCACUUCCUGGGUAUAUGAAGAUUAGAAAAAUUACACAGUGGGUCAGAUGAGGCAAAAUAAUUAAUUGAAAUUUACCACCAAGAGCAAUUUUUGUUUUUAGAGAAAAAUAUUCCAACUUUAUAUUUAAGAAUAAAUUAUUUCCAUAUCAUUAUUUGUUGUUGCAUUCUAUAACCUGUGCCUGUUUUUAAUAUACUCAUUGAAAUUUAA
Molecule: messenger RNA, 1178 nt
Organism: Ceutorhynchus assimilis (cabbage seed weevil)
Lineage: Eukaryota; Metazoa; Arthropoda; Insecta; Coleoptera; Curculionidae
Source: the annotation of a GenBank genome assembly